Molecule: messenger RNA, 1345 nt
Organism: Sander lucioperca (pikeperch)
Lineage: Eukaryota; Metazoa; Chordata; Actinopteri; Perciformes; Percidae
Product: beta-crystallin A1-like
Exons: 6
Coding region: 258-884 (208 amino acids)
Biological process (GO): lens development in camera-type eye; visual perception
Molecular function (GO): structural constituent of eye lens
Source: RefSeq, a predicted model, not a curated record
CCCGCUGGAGCAGGACAACAGCAUCCAGCAGCCACGCAGCCAAUCAGGGGACGCGCCUCGCUGCUGGCGCUACCGCUGUUCCAAAUGGGCGGUGUGCAUGGGCCGAAUCAGAACCGUGGACGCGCACCAGCAGGCGCGCUCCCCGACCGUUGGUAUAAAACUGUAGCGCCAGGUUCUCUCAAAGCUCUACGCGAGGCAGGCCGUAGGCUCGUACCACUAUCGAACUCUUCCAAUAAAGUGCCAAUCUAGGAGUAAAGAUGUACAGAACUACAAGGUCCCCAAUGAUGCAGCCGCUGGUCAACUCAGGAAUGGGCAUGGCUCCUUUCUUCAAGGUGACUGUGUUCGAGCAGGAGCAUUUCCAAGGCAAGUGCCUGGAGUUCACCUCUGAGUGCUGCAACAUUCAGGAUUGCGGACUGGACAACAUCCGCUCCAUCAGGGUGGAGAGCGGAGCCUGGGUGGGUUUUGAGCACCAUGACUUCCAGGGACAGCAGUUCAUCCUGGAGAGAGGAGAGUACCCCCACUGGGACGCUUACAGUGGUUCCCUCUCCUACCAUGUGGAGCGCCUCAUGUCUCUGCGCCCCAUCUACUGCGCUUCCCACCAGAGCAGCCGCAUGAUGAUCUUUGAGAGGGAGAACUUCAUGGGCCGCAGUGUGGAGAUCUGUGACGACUACCCCUCUCUGCAGGCCAUGGGCUGGAUGAUGCCUGAAGUUGGCUCCAUGCACGUGCAGUGCGGCGCCUUUGUGUGCUACCAGCACCCUGGCUACAGGGGCCAGCAGUACAUCAUGGAGUGUGAGAGACACAGUGGAGACUACCAGCACUGGAGGAACUGGGGCUCCCACUGCCAGACCCCCCAGAUCCAGUCCAUCAGGCGCAUCCAGCACUGAGAGAACAACAGGCUGAGACUGAGACAGCAGCUCCCCUCGACCCCACUUCCUUCACCCUAAACCCCCUCCUCUUUCUUUCCUUCUCUCUUCAAUCCUUUCCUUCCUCUUGACUUGAGCCGCAACACCACUACUGAUUUACAGCCGCAGCCAGAGUGUGAUAAAAGACAAUAUCGCACUGUUAAAGCACAGGGAAACAGACACAAACACAUUGCUGACAUAACUGACACUCACACAGUGUCUUUUUAUUUGGUUUGGAGGUCCCUACACACUCACACACACACCUGCGCUGUACUCCUCACCUGAGCUGGGCGAUGACUAGAGCAAUUCCUCAGUGAGCUGGAUCCAAACAGAGGGGAGAUGAAGCUACAACAUGGCGUCAUGACCAGGUCUCCUCAGUGCAGCUCAGAUGUGUUCUGUUGUUGUGUAGGAGGUUGAUAACUAAUAAACUAAUUUUCACUUCA